AUGUUGCCUAUGCGCUUGAGAGAUCUCGAGGUAAUUCGAACUAUUGGUAUCCCCUAUCUAGGUACUGGCACUUUUGCACGUGUAGCAUUAGUUCGUUCAAAAAACCAGCGCAAUAGUACUCAUUAUGCACUUAAAAUGAUUAACAAAGAAAUUAUAGUGAAACUCAAACAAGUGGAACACGCGAAAACUGAAAAACGAGUUUUAUCGACCAUGGACCAUCCCUUCAUAAUCAAGCUGUAACUAUUACACAGCUUUAAUUCCUUCCAAGACUCCUCGUGUCUCUACUUAGUGCUCGAAUAUAUACCAGGAGGGGAAUUGUUCACAAGGUUAAGACUUUUUCAUCAUUUUCCUAAUGAUGUUGCGUUAUUUUAUGCUACAGAAAUUUUAUAUUAUUUUAAAUCAUAAUAGUCCCAGGCAUUUUAUAUUAAAAUUAAAAUAAUUCAUACAGGAAAGAAUAUUAGCUAUUUCUUAUAUGCACUCACUAGAUAUCGUAUAUCGGGACCUCAAACCAGAAAAUAUCCUUAUCGACCACCAAGGACAUGUGAAAAUUGCUGAUUUUGGCUUCUGCAAAAUAAUUUCUCAAGGUGAAAGGAGCUUCACCUUGUGUGGAACACCAGAAUAUCUAUCCCCCGAAGUUAUCAAAUCUGAAGGACACAGAAAACCGGUGGAUUGGUGGGCUUUUGGGAUUUUAAUAUAUGAAAUGCUUGUAGGGAAUCCACCAUUUUUUGACCCAAAUCCUUAUAAGAUAUAUAAGAAAAUAGUCAAAGGGGAAUUCGAGAUGCCUGAAAUUGUUUCAAAUAACGCCGCUGAAUUAAUUUCCAGACUUUUAUGCCUAAACCAAGCUGAAAGACUAGGGACUGGGGGAAGUGAAGAAAUAAAAGCUAUGAAAUGGUUCAGAGGUGUCGAUUUUAUGAUGGUAUUUAGAAAAGAAAUUAGCGCACCUUGAAUGCCGAGCUUAACAGGGCCGAAUGACACAUCUUCUUUCGCAAACUAUCCUGAUGACCCCAAUUUCUUUCAACCGGCUUCUUGCAGUGUAAAUGAGCUUUUUCACGAUUUCUAAUUCCCCCUCUAUAAGUGAGCAAAACUAUUUGAAUAUUCCCUAUUUUUUGGCCUAAAACCUACCCUCCUAUUAGCAAACAAAAAUGCUUUUUAAAUAUAAAAAUUUUUAAGGAAAAUUUAUUUUGAUAUAUAAGUGAUAAUUAUUAAAUGAAAUCUCGAGGUAAAUCUGUUUAAUUUUAAACAGAAUGCAAUUUAUAAUAUAAAUUUUACAAAUUAAAUUAAUUUUUACUUCUCAAUUUUAUUUUAUUUUAUGAAAAAAAAAAUUAUUAAAAAAUUUAUAAAUUAUUUAUAUAAAAAAAAAUUAGCCCCCAUAGCGAAUAAAAAAAUUUUGUUCGCUCACAGAGUGGGGAUUAA
Messenger RNA from Blepharisma stoltei, 1413 nucleotides. The record is from the annotation of a GenBank genome assembly. NCBI's taxonomy places the organism in Eukaryota, Ciliophora, Heterotrichea, Heterotrichida, Blepharismidae.